Molecule: messenger RNA, 744 nt
Organism: Funneliformis geosporum
Lineage: Eukaryota; Fungi; Glomeromycota; Glomeromycetes; Glomerales; Glomeraceae
Source: the annotation of a GenBank genome assembly
AUGGUGGGUAAACUAGGAAAAAGAAUUAAAGGUGUCUCUUUAUUUGCUGGUGCUGGAAUAGCUGAAACUUACUUAAAGGAAAUUGGGAUAGACAUAGUGGUUGCUAAUGAACUAAUUGAAAGUAGAGCAAACUUUUAUCAACAUUUAUACCCUUACUCCAAAAUGGUUAUUGGAGAUAUAAAAGAUGAGAAGGUUAAAGAAGAGAUUGAAAAACAUAUUUCCCAAGAUGUUAAGUUAUUGUUAGUAACACCUCCCUGCCAAGGAGUAUCAAGUUUAGGAACCUCCAAAUCCCUACUGGAAAUUUUAAAUAAUAAGUAUUCUGAUAAGUAUAAUGUUGAAGGAGAUAUCCUCAAUGCCAAAGAUUAUGGUGUGCCUCAAAAUGCCAUUUCUCAUUUACCUAGUUUAGAGAGUGGGGAAAGGUCAGAUAUUAAAUGGCACUAUUCUAGACCUCAUAAUCCGAGAGAUGUGAUAGCAAUGAAACAUACUCCUACUGGUUGUAGUGCUUUUAAAAACCUAAAACACUAUCCAAAAAAAGAAGAUAGUCAAAAAAUUAAUGGUUUUCACAAUACCUAUAAAAGAAUGAAUUGGGAUGAACCUGCUCCUGCUCGAACUAUGAAUAGUGGUAAUAUUGGCUCUCACAAUAAUGUUCAUCCUGGUAAUCUUAAACCUGAUGGAACCUAUUCGGAUGCUAGAACUCUAACUGUUCAUGAGUUGUUAAUUGUUUCUUCUUUACCUAUUAACUGA